Homarus americanus (American lobster) is the source of this 5413-nucleotide messenger RNA. RefSeq names its product proline-rich protein 36-like. The coding region runs from base 2877 to 4595 and encodes 572 amino acids. The transcript has 10 exons. NCBI's taxonomy places the organism in Eukaryota, Metazoa, Arthropoda, Malacostraca, Decapoda, Nephropidae. The record is from RefSeq and is a predicted model, not a curated record.
UUCUGUGAGGAGUGCAAGUGUAGCUGGGACUCCUCCGCCGCGCCCUCGCUCACUUGGGACAAUGGUGGACGUGCCUGAUAGAUGAGGUGGCAAAAUGUGACCCGGAUAGACUGUGGCAUAGUCAGAGUGCUGAAGGAGCAGGGGUCAGCACCCGAGACCCACAACGGCAAAGGCGGAGGGUGGCAUUUUGGGAGUGAGUCAGUCACAAGUGUUGUGCUGAUGGUGGAAAACUGCUGCAAAAUUGUCAAAUGAAGUAAUAGUGUGAAAACCCAAUGAAUUGAAAAAUGUAUUUACAGCUCUCUUGUUAGAUGAAGAAUCAGCACAAUGCAAGAUUGAAGUAGAUGGCAACGCACAGAAUCAGAUUUGUUAAGAAGAGUGCUGGAUAUUAUGUCCCCAGGAUAGCACAGAAGCUGGAAGUAAAGGCGACCCCACACAAUCUUUGCCAUCACAACAGACAGGCAGUGUGUUGGAAGUGUAGGCUGGUGUGAUGGUAUUUAUACUGCGCCGAUGAUACAGUUUGAGAUUUUAGAGUGUUGGUCAGUGUUUUGAUCAGUAGACCUCGAGUGUUUGCUGACCGUGUUGUGAGUGUCGAGAAAAAGACAUUAUUUAUUUCUUCGACGUACGAGAAUUGAAAAGAAAAAAAAAAGGGAAAUCUAGAUCGAAGAGACAAUGGGCUGGAUGAGUGACCGUGCUUUGACUAGAUGGCCAAGAGACAGUUCCUCAAGAGAUUCUUUCAGGGAGAAGAGACCCCCACUCUCUAGAGUUUCACCAGAACCUGGUAGUACAAGGUCAUCUUCUGUUUGACCUUAGCUCAUCUCUGGUGCGGUGGUCACCCUAUAUACUUCUUCAGUCAAUACAUUCACAGUUCUUCUUCACCUCCCUCUCUUUAUCUCCUUAUCCUCAGCUUAGUGAACUUCGGUUUAGAGGAUUCGCGAUAGUUCUGCCUGGACCUGAAGCUAUCUUUUGUGAGGACGCGAGUUAGAGGAGUCAAGAAAGUCUUCUGUGAGGUCACCUUCUUGUUGCCUUUUUCCUCUCAACCCUCGUGACAUACUCCAGUUCAACCGCUCAGCAUCUCUCAUAAUAGCAAUAACAUCUCGCCAAAAGUUGUCAUCACCACAGAUUAAUUGCACGUCUCACAACAUCAAGUUUUGGGAGUUUAUGUUAUUUUCACCACAAGUUCGGCUUAUAUUCAGUAUUGUUGAUCCCAGAAAAUUUCACCUUCAAUUUGAGCUAAAUGGCCCAGGGCUUAAGAAAGACUUAUCCCGGGUGUACUAAGGUCGCAGAAGACCGUGGUCACGACACAACCUCACCAGAGGGUCUCUCAGGUGUAGAAGAGGUCGACCAAGACUUCAUCAGCCACUGCCGGCACACGCUUAUGGGUCAACUCCUCCGCAGGUUUUAGGGUAUCUGAAGAAGCUCAAUAUUUUAUGCAAAUUUUACUACUAAUGCUAUGGGAAAGCCAGCCGGGCACAUUUUGACAUUAUUAAGGCCAGCUGGACACGUUAUGACUUUAUUCAGGCAAAAGUGAAACCUUGUGACGGUCCACUAAGACAAAUCGGACACCCAGUGACAUUGCUGAGGCAAGCCGGACAUCUUGUGACACUUCUGAGGUAAGCUGGACAUCUUGUAACACUAUAAAGGUUAGCUGGACACCUUGUGACAUUCCGUCGAGGCAAACCGAACACCUUGUGACACUUCGUGGAGGCUAGCCGGACACUUUGUGACACUUCGUGGAGGCUAGCCGGACAUCUUGUGACACUCAGUGGAGGCAAGCCAGACAUACUUCCACCAACACUACAACUCUUGUGAUUUUUGUGCUUCCAUUUACGAACAGUGUAUAACCUAAUGUAGAUAAUGUAUCUGUUAAACGAGAGAACUCGAGCGGCCUUCAUCAAUCCUUUUAAACGGUAUUCCUCACAUGAGAGCCUUUAGAUUUAUAUACAUAUAUAUAAAUAUAUAUCUAUAUACAUAAGGACAUCCUGUUUUAAGUCUUACUGAACUGAUCUAUUCUGUGGAAAAAACAUUCUGUGCUCGUGUUAGUGUGGUGAGAAUCGAAAGGAGGUUGAGAGAGUUGGGGUGCUGACCCGAAGGAAGGAGGGGUCCAUCUCUUGUCCACAUAAAACUAGCUACGUCCCAAGGCGGUGAACAAAGUGUCGGUACAGUGAAGAGAGUCGCAAGACGUUGAAGGGAAGGACCCGUCAAAACCUGUGACAGUGAUACUAAGGUCAAGAUUUAUUGCUCUCGGAAAAAAAAGACAAUCACCAACUUCCUGAUGGUGAAAACUGAAAUAUCCUGAAGUGUUAAUUUAUUAUAGUGUGGAGUUACGCUUCUUGACUACCAUAUUAUUAAACAAAAUAAAGGUGCUCGUUUCCUGUGAAUAUUUUGAACAGUUCCUGGAGGGGUGAUCACAAGGGAGGAACAGAGCGAACGUUUAUAAUGUUCAUAUUGAAUAAAAUGGUUUUGAGAAGUAAAGGAAUGUGGAAGUGAACUCAAAACGGCUUUACCCAUUGUUUGUAUGUGGAGUGUGACCUUAGACAGUAAUUCCAGAGCCUCUGAACUAUUGAAGGGAACUUGAGGCUUUGUAUGAGCUGAAGGUGAAACUGCCACACGUUGUAAUGAAGCCAGUGAUAUUGUGCAGAGUGAGGUGUUAAUUAAACUAUGCGAGUGUGAGAAAACAUUGUCCAGUGUGUUGUUAUGAUCGUUACCUCGACUCCCUAGUGUUGAUGUGUCGCCCGAGAUCACCACCACCACAUCGACACCCACUAGUGUUCUCUAGGGUGAAACCGUCCGGGUUCUCGAUGGGGCACUGAACCUGCCUUGAACCUCAGAAGACUGGGAGUUGAGGCGGGGAGCUCCCGCCACCGUCAGCAGGGAGGAUGGACGUGGACCUGGGCUCCCUACUCACCACGCUCCUCCUGCUGCUUCUGCUCAUUGUCGUCGGGGGGAAGCAGGUGUCCUCAGAACCAUGUGAGGUCGGCCAGAUGUACUGUGAGGAGCGGCCAGGAGGGUGUUGUGAUCCUCCAGAAAGUCCCUGGCCACCACAGGCCCCGCCCCCGCUGCCUCAAGGUCCGCCCCCGCCACAAAACACCAAUCAGCAAGCUCUGCCACCUGUGCAGACUCCGCCCAUAUACCCACACGUGCUACCUCUGUGGACAAACUGGUACUUCUGGGUGAUGGUGGCGCUGCUGGUGGUGUCGUGCCUGGCUGGUUGCGGUUACUGGCGCAGGAGGAAAAUCUACGAGUCCUCCGCCUCCCAGACCCUCGGCCAUGCCCACGCCUAUGCCACGCCCACGCCCUCCGACGACACACCCAUGUAUGGUCCGCCGUUGCCCUUCCUCCCGCCCACGCCAUACCCUGCGCCUCCACCCUACAGUGAGGCAGCUAGGCCUUCUUUCGACCCCCUGGAGCAGCACCUCUACGAUGCUAUGUUGGCUGGCCAUAGCGUGUAUGACUUCUACGACCGUCGUCACCCAAACGCUUACUACGACCGCUACUUCCUGCCUGACGACACCAGCUCCAGCGAGACCACCUCCCUCUUGUCCUACCGCCUCCACCGCUCCUGCUCCGCCCACCUGCCCCGUCACCACUCCCUCAGGAAGUGUGACAUGCUCGCCCCGCCCCCAUACUCUGAGGUGGCGGCCAAGCCCGAGCUUUACCCAGUGGUGGUGAUGAGACAGGGUAUUGCUGAGGUCAACUCUACUAAGUCCAUGACAGAGGCCGCUGGACUCACCCAUCACCACCACGCCUGGCACCCCCCCUGUCACCAUUAUAUCUACAGAUCAGACUCUGUGUUGUGGAUUCGAGUAGAUUCGGAGUCGGUACAGUGGCGGCGCCCAGCCAGAAGUAGCAGAGGUUCCGUGUCAACACCAGAAGGGUCACAGAGUUCCAGCUACACAUGUGGUACAGCCCUUCAGAGCGAGUACCGGAGUUGCCGGGUGUCGUCACCAGGGUGUGUGUUAGCCCUGGCCUCGCCCGCAUCCUCGGUGGGCCCUCACGCCUCUGACGUGUCCAGUCUGCCGCCCACGUCGCCGCCCUCACCCCCAGCGCCCACCUCCCCCACACUGCCGCCCUCGCCGGCUACCCGGGAGCUGAGGGACGUGCUACACAAGAUUAGUCAGCUGCCUGGUGCUGCCUCCCCACCACCUCCCCUCACCCCUGGCCCUUCCCCACUCUCCCCGCACUACCACAUACCCACACGCCAUGCCCCCCAUUCCCGCUACGGUUCCUCACGGCCUCAUGGGCGUCGCCCCCUGGGAGCCUCACUGUCACUGGAAGUUUCGGGGCCCUCUCGGCCACGGUCUCUGCCACUGAGCACUGCUCCACCGUCCUCUCCACCAUGCCUUGACGACCCACCCUCACCUCUCCUCCCCGCUUCCGCCUCCACCCCUAACCUGGCCGCUGCCUGGCCCUCGCCACCCGCCCGUACCCUCCUAGUGGCCUCCCUCGUGGGUGGCUCCCGGGUGGUGCAUCACUCAGCCACCCAGGAUGACACCACAGCUCUCACCCCUGGUGAAGGUGACGGUGUCUGGGGCAGAGAUGCCGGUGACUCCAGGUUCAGGUGGCGGGCUAGAGAUAGGUCGGUGGAGCGGGUGUAGCAAACACACAUGUGCGCAUGUAUACACACACACACACACACAUGCACACACACACAUGCACACAAAACUGACUCAGGAAUGGGUUGGCUACACAGGAUAGUGAGGGAAGUGUUGGAGGCAGCAGGUAUAAAUGCCAGUAGUCGUUCCCCCUGGCCGCAUCAUACACUCUCCUGAACUUAAUAGCACGUUGAGAUUUGUUAAAGUCACCCCAGUUAACCUCUUCUGUGCACAUUUUCUAUGGAUAUUAACAUAUGACUUGGUCUUCCUUGUUCGUCACAAUUAAGGCCUUCUGUUGCAAUAUUAUUUUCCAUCAUUUUACAGGCUUCUUAACAGCACAUUUGAAUUUGGUGUUUUAGAGCCUCGGUAGAACAAUAUAGUAGCAAUAUUUCGGCAAGCACACUUAAAAGAUAACAUCUACAAAUGCACAGAGAGCCUGUUGUUAAAGGCUGCACCUUUUUACUCAAAGUUAUCAGAGUUUAAUUUUCUUCAUGUCUACCCUCCCCUUGCUUGAGCUAAUAGGCCCCAUGAAAGAGAGUUUCAACCCCACUCCUCUUGAUACAACAAUCCUGCUGGCUGGGACCUGCAGACUCUUGUUAGGCUGUUUGUUGAAGUUGAAAUUAGCUGUAAUAUAGGUAGGCAAAAGUAGGCAUGUAAUGUCAGUUAAAUGUAAAAAAAAUCAUCAGUUUGUGGUAAUAAUUAUUUAUUUGUAAUAAUAAUUUAAGACAUGAAUUUUGGCAGCUGUUAUGGGAUAAGUGGUGAAAAAUAGGUGUUUUUGACUAGGCUGGAUGUCUGUGACAAUGUGUACUUGUAACCUAUAA